AUGGACGCUGUAAAUUAAGCUAUAGAGUUAAAAGCAAAAGAAUUCUUAAAGGAAAAAGGAUAUACUGUUUAAGUACUUCUUGGGAAGGGCUCUUUUGGUAGAGUAUAUAAAGCUCAUGACUUUUAAAAUAAUAGGAUUGUAGCUAUUAAAGCUUUGAUUCCAGAUUAUUAAAGAGAUGAAGGGGUUUUGCUUAAUUUAGUGAAAUCUUUUUAAGAGAUCUAAAAUGCCUCUUCGAUUAACUCUGAAUAUGUAGUAAAGAUUUAUGAAUCCUAUCUAGAUAAAGAUCUCUUUGUUAUCUUCAUUGUUUAAGAAUUCUGCUCGAGGGGUAAUCUAGACAAAUACAUGUAAGGAAUACCAAAUCUUACAUAAAACACUUUAAAAAAUAUCAUCAUUUAGAUAUUAAAAGGGAUAAUAGAUAUUCAUAAAAAGCAGAUUAUCCAUUCAGAUAUUAAACCUGAAAAUAUACUUGUAGAUGAAAGAGAAAUUAUAAAGAUAGGUGAUUUUGGAGAAGCAAAACAAUUAAAAAAAGAUAAAAACUAGACUUAAGCAACAGGAGCUUCUCCAAUAUUUGCUGCUCCAGAGGUAAAUGAUAAGAGUUUAAUUUCUUUCGAAUCUGACUACUACUCUGUAGGAGCGGUAAUAUGUAUUAUUUCUGGCCUGUAAUAUAAAGAUUUGUAAAUGAUACAAGUUGGAGUAUUACCAGAUGUUAGAAACUUAAAUAAUAAGAAUUUAUUACUUUUAGCUUUUAAUAUGAUGUCAAUAAGUCCUAAUAAGAGAGCUCCUUGUUCUUAAGUUUUAUAGAUACUUGAGUAGACAAGUAAUAUGAGCAGUUUUGAUGCUCAUAGUAGUAUACAGGAUUUAUCAACCCAAUAUAAUGAUAGUGUUUUAGUUUUUUUUAAGUAAAAUAACCAUGUAGUAUAAAUAUAAUAAAAUUAGAACCACUUAAUAGAAUUCCCUAGACCAUAACUUCAAAACAAAUGUUUAUCCUAUUUAUUCUGGACAAUAUGGAUAUUAUGCCCAUUAUUUUUAGCAGGUAAUUCUAUUUAUUUCAUGACAAAAUCAUGUUUUAUCUUCUAACAUUUAAUCUUUGUAAUAAUCUGCUUAUUGCUAUCCUACUUCUCUGGUACCUCAUUGUUAACAGCUGCCCUUGAAUUGCCUCCAAACAGACCAAACAAUAUUAUAGAAUUUGUUUUAAACCUCGCCUUUUUUGUGUGUGGAUGCCUAAUUUCCUAUUUAGUUCUUUUGCCAUUUCCUUGUAUUAAUUUGUAUGUAUGCACAUCAUUUAUUGAUGUACGAUUUAGUGAAAUAGUUUACAAUAGAUAUAAUACUACUGAUACUAGUGAAAACAUAACUAAUAAAUUCUACUCAAUUUGUAAAAGUGAAGAACCUGACAGAAGAUAUAGUCUAGAAAAGUAUUUCGAAUAAAAUUACAGCCCUGAAAUUCAAAUUCAAUAUUAUUCUGGAAUAUCAUGGCAAUAAUUUCCUUUUAUUAUAUCUACAGGUGUCAUGUUUUUAUGGAUUUUAUUACGUCUAAAAUGGUAUUUUUGCCCUUAAUGUAAGUUUUCAAGAAUCUUUAAAUGUUCAUGA
This is a messenger RNA of Tetrahymena thermophila SB210, 1587 nucleotides long. RefSeq names its product Serine/Threonine kinase domain protein. NCBI's taxonomy places the organism in Eukaryota, Ciliophora, Oligohymenophorea, Hymenostomatida, Tetrahymenidae. Gene Ontology annotation, molecular function: protein kinase activity; ATP binding. The transcript has a single exon. Gene Ontology annotation, biological process: protein phosphorylation. The record is from RefSeq and is a predicted model, not a curated record.